AUGGCCCACACGACCCGAAAUAUAAUUUGCAUACGGAAAAGCCGUAAACCGUCGGCCCAUCAAGCCCUAUUUUGGUGGCUAAGGUACCGUUCGAUGGCCGCAUUGUUUCGUAUUCUACGGCCCCGAUUCGAUGCCCGCAGUGGUCCCAUGCAAGGCCGACGACGUCCCCUGCUAUCAUCUUCCCUCUCUCCCUCGUUCUCGACUUGGUGCCCCAAAAUUCUAGGGUUUCUCUCAGGGACUGAGAACUCCGGGGUUCUUCCAUCCGGGUCUCCGAUGGCCUCCUAUGGAAUCCGAUCUGAACUUGUUCAUCUUCCGUGUUCCUUCUUCCGUUGGACCCGACCGAUUCCGGACAUCGUCUAGAUACCGUAACGUCUUCUUAUACAGUUUUCUCGUAUUUGAUCUCAAUCUUCUGUAGUUGAGCGAGAGGGAAUGAGUGGAAAACCUAACCACAUGUCGGAUUUGAGGACGGCUGCGGCCCAUCCGCUGGCCUCAGGCACCGGGGAGGGCCACAUGAUCGCGGCUGCCGACGCCAGGGCGAUCCAGGGGUACGGGCACGAUAAGGAUAGUGGUGGCGGUUGCGACGGUAUGGAAGAGGCCGUCGACGGGGAGGGAGUGGAGGGCGACGCGCCAGCCGAUCAUGGCGAUUUGGGGAAUCCACACGCUUUGGUUGUGCCUCCGGUUGCUAGCAAUCAGCUCACCCUCUCGUUCCAUAGGGAGGUUUACGUGUUCGAUUCAGUCUCCCCUGAAAAGGUUCAAGCUGUGCUUUUGUUAUUGGGAGGACGUGAAAUUGCCACUAGCACGGCUUCGAUUGAAUCAGCUACCAACCCACUGGAUAAGCGAUUGAACUUCCCACACAGAGUUGCUUCACUGAUGAGGUUUAAAGAGAAGAGGAAAGAGCGCAAUUUUGACAAAAAGAUACGAUAUGCUGUUCGGAAAGAAGUUGCUCUCAGGAUGCAGCGGAACAGGGGUCAGUUUACAACUUCAAAAUCAAAUCCUGACGUUGCAACUUUGGGUGCCACAAAUUGUGAGGGAACCCAAUGUUGGGGUACAAUUGAAGGUCGACCACCUUCAGCUGCUCUUUGCCAUCACUGUGGCAUCAACUCAAAAUCUACACCAAUGAUGCGUCGUGGACCUGAUGGACCAAGGACCCUAUGCAAUGCUUGUGGACUUAUGUGGGCAAAUAAGGGUACAUUGAGGGACCUCUCUAAAAAUCCAUCAUUGCUAACACAAAGUGACCCUUUAGAAGGAAGUGAAAUGAAUGGAGCCUCUGCACCUGUAGCUGAGGAACUGCUGCCACAUGCUGAUGCUGCCAAUGACCAUCACUCAUCAUCCUUAUAAGAAAAAUCCUGGUUGGAAAGAUAAAUAAUAAUAGGGGAACUCUGUACUUUUUUGUGAUCUUAGAAAGUACCAUACUUUUGCCUGUAUUAUAGCUUCUGAUGUUGUUUAUCUCAUGUUGAUGAUUAAGGAAAAUUUGACAUUUGUUAUGUGCUCACCUGCCGAACAACUCUCUGCCACUUGCAUCCUGAAAUUGCAGCAGCAACUGAUGACCAGAAUGGCGUUUGUUUGUUC
Molecule: messenger RNA, 1569 nt
Organism: Musa acuminata subsp. malaccensis (wild Malaysian banana)
Lineage: Eukaryota; Viridiplantae; Streptophyta; Magnoliopsida; Zingiberales; Musaceae
Product: GATA transcription factor 20
Biological process (GO): regulation of DNA-templated transcription
Molecular function (GO): zinc ion binding; sequence-specific DNA binding; protein binding
Source: RefSeq, a predicted model, not a curated record